GAUCGAUGUCUCCCAUAUUUUUCCCAUCUUCUCUUCUCUUCUCUUUUCUGUCAGUUUUUACUUCUUGGGGUAAUUUCCCAUCACUUUCUUCAGAAAAACGGGUGGUUUUCGUUCUCACUUCCAACCCUCUCCACAAGCUUGUGGAUAGUGAUCCCGUUUUCAUACUUUUUCCUGUAGACCCACCUCUAUGCCUCAGCUUAAUUUCGAUUAAUAAUCAUUUCUAAGCGUCAGAAUUUCAAUUGGGUAACGAGGGACCCGGUAAUUUGUUUGUGUGGUGGGUGCUGCCUAAUCGCUCUUGGGUUGGAAUCAAAAGCUUUAAUCGUGUAACUUUGAAAGCGAUUUGAGGACACUCUUCGAACAAGCAGAAGGAUUUCUAUAGAUAUUAGUCUUUUUCGAGAUUUUGAUUGCUGGAUUCUGACGUGUGAGUUUAUUUUUCUACGUAUUUAUCCAACUGUGAAAGGGGGUUUUAAUUUCUUUCUCUGUUUCUUAUUUUUUAAUUUUAUUUUUUGGGUUCGAUGUAAUUCUGAAGCAAUACACACCAAGGGUUUCUUGGCUGGUUCUAUCUCGUGUGAUGUGGGUUUGUUGGAUUUGCUGGAGGCUGGCUGGUUCUUGGAGGAGACGAUCAGUACAGAAAUUUUGAGCCAAAACGUUUGUCAGGGUUGAAUUGUGAGACGACCUAGAUUUUGCCCUUUGAUCUAUUCUUGGACGAUUGCUCUCAUGUUGUUGCCACUUCGAUAAAUUUGAGCUCCUUUAACCAUGGAGGGUGCUGUUGAGACACUACCAAAAGUUGAAUCGAUUGAUAAUGAACUUCAACUUGCAAGAUUCUCACGUCACCAGCCUCGUGUUAAAGCCUACUCAUCAUCAUGGCUUGAUUUGAGAGUCUUCUAUGUUAGGAUCAGUAAUUUCCAAGUAGACAACUUGACGCCCGAGUUCCUCACACUCAACCAUAUCCCUCUCAGCCACGACACCCUUUUUGAGGUCAAUGGAGUUAGAUGUAGUAGUCACUCUGAGGGGGUCUCUUCCUCCCUGAGGAGAGAUAGGGCUGAUAAGAAAUCAGAAGAAGCUACGUUUGUGACCACUGAUAAUAUAAGGUUGAGUGGAAGUGUAAAAUUUGAAGUAUAUGACAAGGAAGAUUUGAUUCUUUCUGGGAUUCUACAGAUGUCAAAUUGUAAUGGUUUGUUAGGGGAAUCGAAAGGCAAUGCGAAGAAGUGGCACAUGAGUUGCGAGUCGAAGUUGGGCGCUGGCUUCUUGAAGGGAAAGCAUAUGAAUGGAGCUGAAACCUCUUCCCCAAUAAUCGAGGUUUAUGUAGCUGGUAGCUUCUCCGGAAAUCCUAUCAUCUUGACUAGAACUUUGCAGCUAAGCUCCCGAAAGAAGCAGAGUUGGAAAUCCAUGUUGGAUGCCAUACCAGAAUCUGAGACACCUGAAUCUAAUGAAGAUCAAUUUCCAGAAUAUGAUUUACAGGCCACAGAAUAUGCAAGAUACAAACAGGAAAUCGACAACGGUGACGACUACGACUACAACAUGUAUUGGAAAAGGAGAGAAUAUUUAGACAAUGAAGAUGGUGAACUCUCCUGGUUUAAUGCAGGCGUGAGAGUUGGUGUUGGUAUAGGGCUUGGUGUUUGUUUAGGAAUUGGUGUGGGUGUUGGCUUGCUCGUCCGUACCUACCGAGCGACUACUCGAAACUUCUCGAGGCGGUUCGUUUGACAAAUCCAACAGUUACUGAAGUUUUUUUUUUUCUCUUUUGUUUUUUGUAGAGGAGACUUAUGUAGCUGAAAUUUUGAUUGUGGAAAACUUGUAUGUUUAAAGAAAGUGAUGGAGCAUUACUUGUUUGUCCAUAGAGAGAAACAAUGAGAUGAUUAGAUCAUUUGUAAGCUUUGUAAUGCCUUUGUCUGCAUGUAUAGUAGUGUGAUUCUGUUGUAAGGAAACAGCAAAAUGAUAAUUGAACUUUCUAUUUUAAUUA
Molecule: messenger RNA, 1960 nt
Organism: Cucumis sativus (cucumber)
Lineage: Eukaryota; Viridiplantae; Streptophyta; Magnoliopsida; Cucurbitales; Cucurbitaceae
Exons: 3
Coding region: 757-1704 (315 amino acids)
Molecular function (GO): phosphoglycerate dehydrogenase activity
Source: RefSeq, a predicted model, not a curated record